Molecule: messenger RNA, 1027 nt
Organism: Heteronotia binoei (common prickly gecko)
Lineage: Eukaryota; Metazoa; Chordata; Lepidosauria; Squamata; Gekkonidae
Gene: TMEM69
Product: transmembrane protein 69
Exons: 4
Coding region: 242-994 (250 amino acids)
Source: RefSeq, a predicted model, not a curated record
UUCCUUUAAUAAAGAGGAACUGUAUUGGGAUCUCUUUUCCAAACCGAGAGCCUAAAUAUAGAACACAUACACGGUUGAUUUACACCAAAGGACAGGAAAUUGAGUUCUCGCUGUGAAAACUGGAAAUGUAAAGAUUGGGAUUGACACUAUAGCUCCAACAGACUGCUGAAUCCUCUCCGCUGUUUAGGUGCUCCUCUUGUAACUCCCUGUUCGCACUACUGACAAAAGAGUGUCUCUGAAAAUGUUUCACCUUCUCAGAUAUUUUCAAGUCCCUUCCAAGAUGGCAUAUCUCCAAAUACUGCUGCAGCCCAGGAGUAGAGCUGCCUGCUCCUUUGUCCCGUUACAGUGCAGUCUUACUGGUCUGCCAAAAUCACAGCUAUUCAGGCAUACAUCUUCUGGCUUAAGUAAGGCCCAGGGCUUCCAUUCCUCUUGCUGCAAUUGGAAGAAAAAGAAACCUCCAGAAUCUGCACCCCAAGAGCUGGACUUCUUGCGAUAUUACAUGAAAUCACUCAAGGACACUCCAAAGCCUGCCCUGUACUUGAGUGUUGCAGGAUUAAUUCCAUUUGUUUCAGUGCCAUUGCUAAUGGCUAUCCAGGAGUCCACUUACCCAGAACUGGUAUUUGCUCAGAUUGCAUAUGGUGCUUCUGUUGUGUCCUUCUUCGGUGGGAUCAGGUGGGGAUUUGCUCUUCCAGAAGGUAGCCCUGCCAAGCCUGAUUGGAUUAAUUUAGGAAACAGCAUUGUACCCUCAAUACUGGCCUGGAUUGCUUUGCUUUUCAAAGAUGGCUUAAUGGAAGCUGGAAUAAUUGUUAUUAUGGGCCUAGGGAUAACCCUGCAUUAUGAUCUUGCCCUCCUUCCCACUUAUCCCAGUUGGUUUAAAGCCUUGAGGGUAAUUGUAACAUUAGUGGCUGUAUGUUCUUUAAUAGCUACAUUAUGUAUAGUAAACAUUUAUCCUGAGAAGCAUUUAACUCCUGCUACAAAUAAAGUGGAAGACUGAAAAUAAACCGACAGAAAAUGUCAUAUCUCAAAA